AUGCCUCUCCAGAAAAGGGUAUUGUUGUUGAUUUGUGAGGAAUGUAAGACGUUUAUUGCCAGAAUGCCCCAUAUGAUAAAGCUAAUGGAAGAGAUGAAAAGAGACAUAGAAGCCAUAAAAAGUGAUAUGAAAACGUCUUUGCCAAAUAAAUCUUAUGCGACUAUAAUUCAAAAUAGCCCAAAAAUCAAAGAAAGAACAAGCCUACCUACGGUCGUUAUUAAGCCUAAAGUAGCACAAAACACUCAGAAGAGCAAGAAGGAUAUCCAGGAUUCGAUAAAUCCAGCAGAGUUGAAACUUGGAAUCAGAAUCCUGAAAGAAACAAGGCAAGGAAACAUAGUGGUGACAUGUGAAACAGAACAAGACAUGAAAUUAUUUAGGGAAGAAGCUGAAAAGAAAUUAAAUAAAAACUACAAAGUUGAGCUUCCGAAAAAAAAUUUACCCAAAUUAAAAAUUGCGGGUUAUUCAGGAGAUGAAUCAAUUGAGAAUUUAGAAGAAAUGAUUCGCAAGCAGAACAAAUGGAUUAAUACAUCAGUCCACCUUAAAGUCACUUACGUUAGACGCAUAAAGAAUGAAACUAAAAAUAAACCGAUCUCAACAAUAUACGCCGAAACUUCGGGGAACCUUUUGGAAAGGAUGCUAACCUAUGGAAAAGUUUACGUAGACUGGCAGCGCCUGCCAGUAUAUGAGUACCUGACAAAAAAUGCUCACAUUCUUGCCGAACUGGAGUCUACCCUAAAACAAGAUUACACCCAAUACGAACACCGAAAUGAUCCUUUCCCUUUCAGCCCAUUAAACGAUGAGUGGGAUGAAGAAAUAAAACCUUUAAUAAGUAGAGACACUUUUGCUUCAAUCUACUGCGAAAUUUAUGUUAAAAUUCAAUUUUCAGGUGACCAGUCCUUGGACGAAAUGAUUGAAGAAUAUGAAAAAAAAUUUCACGAUUCAACAAAGUAUUUCAACGAGCUUAUCGAUAAACGGAAAAGUUCAUUGAAAAUGUUGAAAUUUCAAGCCAAAAAUUUGCAGAACGAGUUGCUAACUGAACUUUUCACGUUUUAUCAAAGUUCGUUGAGCAAUGAAAAAGAGCUCGUAGGUGAACUGAAACGUUUAAAAAGCCUAUUGAAAAAAAUAGAUAAACAAUAUAUGAGUAUUGAUGAGGGAAGCAAACAACAAAUUUGGGAGAAUUUUAACAAACUUUCUUAUGAUGAAUUUUCUAAGCUUGAUGAAGAACUUAAAAAUAUUCGUGCUGAUAUUAACGAAAGAAAAGAGAACUAUGAAUUUGAGUUGCCUCAAAGAGAAAAAGAAUUUGAACACCAUUUUGUAACUGGAAAUAUAGCAGAUGGAUUAAAAAAUUUGAAAAUCCCCCUAGACUCUUAUUUAACUUUGCCAUAUUCACAAGAAAUUGAUGAAAUAUCCGCUGCACAAACUCAAACUUCUGUGCUAGUUGAUAUAAAGAAGUGCUUUUCGAAAUUAAAUGAAGCGACGAAACAGCUGACUGAACAAACUGGAGGAAAUAAGAAACUAGAGCUUUUCACGUCAGAAUCUUCGGAAAUGAGCAAGGUAGACUCAUCCAAAAUGCGGAUGAUUUUGAAUGAUAAUGAAAAAACAAAUAUAUUUGGAAAAACUAAAGCUAAGACUUGGAGAGUGGAAGAUUUUAUGAGCGAUCAACCUUCACGUGGGAGUAUUUUUCAGUUUUAAUAACUUUUUAAAAAUUAGGAGUAGGACUUCCAAAUACAUAGAAUCUCCCAGCUACCCUCAAUUUACUUCAUCGUCAAGUGUUUGCUUCUGUAUUUGUAUAAAUAAAGCUGGCGCUGUGCAAGCCUUGUGCAUGCGCCCAAAUUAU
This is a messenger RNA of Ceutorhynchus assimilis (cabbage seed weevil), 1837 nucleotides long. NCBI's taxonomy places the organism in Eukaryota, Metazoa, Arthropoda, Insecta, Coleoptera, Curculionidae. The record is from the annotation of a GenBank genome assembly.